AUGAUAUCAGCAAGGGCGAAGCAGCUCCCCGAAGACCGUCGCGGAAACGACGGCGCUUCGCCAAGCGAUUUAUUCGGAAGCGCCGGCGCUUCCGACACCGAGCUGAGCACGGAGCAGCUCGUCGGCCUGGUGCUGCUGCUGCAGAAGAAGGUGAAGGGGCUGCAGCAGCGGCACCGGCGCCACUGCGCCAAGCUGGAAGCGCUGGAGACCGUCGCGGAGCAGCUGCGCAGGGAGAAGAACCUCCUCAUCCGGGGAGAAGCUCCGGCUCCUGGAGACGGCCUGCCUCGAGCCGGAGCGCGGCACGCCGUCACCGUGCUGUGCCGGACCGAGGAGCGAGCGCUGCUCUACGCCGGGCCGAAAGCGCCGUGCUCCGCCUGCAGGAGCCGUGAACGGAGCCGGCCGCGCCGGCGACGCCGCCUCCGUCCCGUGUGUGUCGUCCCCCCCCCCCCCUGCCCCAAAACCCCUUACGCCGGGCGACGACCCCCCCUCCCCCCCCAGCCCUCACCGGGCGGUCGCGGCUUCAGCGGCGGCUCGAGCUCCGCGGAGAGGCCGGUUUCCCGCCGCUGGGAAUUGCCUCCACCCCCCCCCCCCCCCCCACGGCUCCGGAAUGCGGGUGGGAACGGGGACGCCAGAACAUUUGUGGGGGGGUUUAUUAUUAUUAUUAUUAUUAUUGUUAUUAUUAUUAAUUAUUCUUGCCGCGCGGGUCGCGGGUUGCUUCAAUAAAGGCCGAACGGAGAGAGGGGAAAAAAAAA
Molecule: messenger RNA, 752 nt
Organism: Rhea pennata
Lineage: Eukaryota; Metazoa; Chordata; Aves; Rheiformes; Rheidae
Exons: 3
Coding region: 1-723 (240 amino acids)
Source: RefSeq, a predicted model, not a curated record